This is a messenger RNA of Panonychus citri (citrus red mite), 1965 nucleotides long. RefSeq names its product arginine kinase-like (gene Argk1). The record is from RefSeq and is a predicted model, not a curated record. NCBI's taxonomy places the organism in Eukaryota, Metazoa, Arthropoda, Arachnida, Trombidiformes, Tetranychidae. Gene Ontology annotation, biological process: phosphocreatine biosynthetic process. Gene Ontology annotation, molecular function: creatine kinase activity.
AUGGUUGACGCAGCUACUCUUGAGAAACUUGAAGCUGGAUUCAAGAAACUUCAGGAUGCUAAGGAUUGUAAAUCCUCUGAAAAAUACCUUACUCAGGAAGUUUUCGAUACUCUAAAGACCAGGAAAACUGCCAUGGGUGCAACUUUACUCGAUAUCAUCCAAUCAGGGGUUGAGAACUUGGAUUCUGGAAUUGGUAUCUAUGCUCCUGAUGCUGAAUCUUAUACUCUUUUCAAGGAAUUAUUUGAUCCAAUCAUUGAGGAUUAUCAUGCAGGAUUCAAGCCAACUGAUCAACAUCCCAAAUCCGAUUGGGGUGAUAUCAACACUUUGGUUGAUUUAGAUCCCGCUGGUAAAUACGUUGUUUCCACCCGAGUCCGAUGUGGUCGAAGUCUCCAAGGUUAUCCCUUCAAUCCAUGUCUCACCGAAGCUCAAUACAAAGAGAUGGAGGACAAAGUUAGCGCAAUCUUUAAGGGAAUGGAAGGUGAUCUUAAGGGAACUUAUUUUCCAUUAACUGGAAUGAGCAAAGAGGUUCAACAACAAUUAAUCGAUGAUCAUUUCCUUUUCAAGGAAGGCGAUAGGUUCUUACAAGCAGCUAAUGCCUGCCGAUUUUGGCCUACAGGUCGAGGUAUUUACCACAAUGACGCUAAAUCGUUCUUGGUCUGGGUCAAUGAGGAAGAUCAUCUUCGAAUCAUUAGUAUGCAGAAAGGAGCUGAUCUUAAGAAUAUCUUUGAUAGACUCAUCAGGGCUGUUAGUACUAUUGAAUCUAAGAUGCCCUUCAGCAGAGACGAUCGAGUUGGAUAUUUGACCUUCUGUCCAACCAAUCUUGGUACCACAAUCAGAGCCAGUGUUCACAUCGCUUUACCCAAACUUGCCGCUGAUAAGAAAAAGCUUGACGAAGUCGCUGCUAAAUACAGUUUACAAGUUCGAGGUACUCGAGGUGAACACACCGAAUCUGAAGGUGGUGUUUACGAUAUCUCCAACAAGAGACGAUUAGGACUUACCGAGUACCAGGCCGUCAAGGAAAUGCAAGAUGGUAUUCUUGAGUUGAUCAAGAUUGAGGAAUCAAUGUAAUCCAGUUAUUAAUCAACAAUUAACACCACCGAAAACCACCACCACCACCACAACAACAACAACAACAAACACCAACAUCAUCCACUAGAUAAUUGUAAUUAAUUGUCUCAAUGGAUUGAUAUUAAUAUUAUAACAUCUACUUCCGCUUAUUUCGUUCAAGGCAAAUCUAAACCUGAAAAAAAAGUUAAUUAUGUGCAGUUAUGUUUAGAUGAUUACAAUUAACUAGUCAGUAUAUUUAUUGGAAAUUAAUAGCCAAUGAUACAAAGAUGAUCACAGCUCAUGACAUUUUCUCUCUCACUCUAAUUACUCUUCUCUCUCUCUAAUUGUAAUUACUCAAAUUAUAUAAUUAAGAGAAAAUGGGAGUUAUUAAUUGCCUUCUUAAUCAUCAAGCUAAUUAUUUUGCUUCUUAAAUCACUUUCUCAAUAACAAUACAUCAACCAUAAUAAUAAUCACACAGAAUCGUCUAAAUCACUACAACAACAACAACAACAAUCUAAUCAACUCAGUGGUUUCAACAAUUAAAAAGCUUCAAAAUGAUUUCACUCUUACCUUGAUUUCUGGUUAAAUUAUCAACUAAUUGUUUGUCAGCUCAUUUGUUAAUUGUCCACAAUCAAAGGGAUAAAAUCAAUCAUCAUGUAUACAUAAUUUACCAAAGAUUAUUGUUCCUUGUUAAUCACCAUAAUUGUUAGAAAACAAAAUUUUCGUUCUUAAUUGUUGAUGUUAUUUAAUUUGUUUGUUUUUCCUUCUUUACUUUUUCGUUGACUUUAAAUUAACAAUUAACUAUUAUUUUAAGACCACUUUGGAUGUUGCCUGUUGAUUAUGAGAAACAAAAUAAAUUCAAUUCAAUACAAUUAAAUUAAAUCAACCAAAUCAAAUAAAAUAAAAUCUUACCUUUAA